Caenorhabditis sp. 36 PRJEB53466 is the source of this 366-nucleotide messenger RNA. The record is from the annotation of a GenBank genome assembly. Lineage: Eukaryota; Metazoa; Nematoda; Chromadorea; Rhabditida; Rhabditidae.
AUGCGCUGCCCACUUCUAAUCAUCGCCAUCAUCUGCUCGAUCGCUACAGUAUCCUCGGCAUCCUCGUUCCUCAACACACUUUGUCUGAAGUGCAACGCGAGCGUCGAAAUGUUUUUGCCCGCCGACGUCGACACGUUCUACGCAAUGUCCGAUCUAUUCAUCAAGGUAUCGGAGGAGGAGCAGAAGUACUGUACACCCCUGAAAUUGCUUUAGGACGGCGUGUGCGCCAAGUUUGGCGAGAGUUUCGCCGACACGUGCUACACACUGAUCAAUGUGCCGCUUCGCGUCCAGUACAAUGUCGUUUGGACGUUUGUGAGCCCGUUCCGAGAGCUCAUUUGCAUGCCGUUUUGCGUGUUUGCCAACUAG